GACCACGGCUGGACACCGUAGAGCCCACAUAAUCUAAUACCCCCCAUAGACGCAUCCGGUCCAGCCCUGGUGCUCGCCCUACCCAGCGUAUUUCCCCCAAUGCCUCAUACCCAGUCCGCCGACGGUGCACGCGAUGUCGAAAAGCUGCCCUUUAUCAAAUUCGAGGAGAACGAUGAGCCCCAGCCUCAGCGGAAUGCCCCGCUCGACGACGCGCAGCCGCCUACCUUCCUCGGCAUGCCGCUCAAAUACGUUUCGCUGGUGACCCUCGCGGUGCAGAACGCGCUCCUGACGAUCAUCAUGCACUACUCGCGCGUGUCGACGCCCCCGUCGCGAGCGUACUCGGCCGCCGCCGCGGUGCUCAUGAACGAGCUCCUCAAGGGCGGCAUCUCGAUGGCCAUCGCGUUCGUCCGUCUGGACUACUACGCCAGCGCGUCCAACGCCUCGUUCGCCGUCUCCACGUCGCUCUGGCGCCCGCAAACGCUCCUGUUGCGCUUCCGGCGGUUAGGGAGGGAGGUCUUCAGCCCCGACUGUUGGAAAUUGUCCAUACCGGCUAUCCUAUACGUCAUCCAAAAUAAUUUGCAAUACGUGGCCGCUUCCAACCUCGACGCGGCGACGUUCCAGGUCACCUAUCAAAUGAAGAUCCUCACCACCGCCUUCUUUUCCGUCCUCAUGUUGCGCAAACGCCUCAGCCCCGUCAAGUGGGCCGCGCUCAUCUUCCUCGCACUGGGAGUCGGCGUGGUCCAAAUCCAGUCGGGCGCGGGACACGCUCCCUCAUCCGCGCCGGAUGUUCACACUAUGUUCCCCUUCAAGGGCUUCCUCGCCGUCACCGCCGCCUGCUUCACCUCCGGGCUCGCGGGCGUGUAUUUUGAGAUGGUGCUGAAGAACUCGCAGGCGGACCUGUGGGUGCGGAACGUGCAGCUCUCCUUGUUCUCGCUCCUUCCCGCGCUCGUGCCCAUUAUAUGGAACGGCGCGCCGAGGGAAGCCGGAGCGUGGUUCGGCGUGCACCUUUUCCGCAACUUCGGCCCCUGGGCGUGGGCGACGGUCGCGAUCCAAGUCUUUGGUGGGCUCAUCACCGCGCUCGUGAUCAAGUUUGCGGACAACAUCCUCAAGGGCUUCGCAACGAGCUUGAGCAUCGUUAUCAGCUUCUUGGCCAGCGUCGCGCUGUUCGACAUGCAGCUGACGUUCAGCUUCAUCCUCGGUUCGAGCAUCGUGCUCGUGGCGACUUGGCUGUAUAACCAGCCGGAGAAUCAGAGGAGGGCAAGCGGCGACUGGAGCUUCAUGGGACGCCGGCCUGCGCUGUCGCGCUCGGCUUCGGCACUCGGACAAGCGGGUCUCGUCAUGUCGCAGGCGGCGAGGAAAUUGUCGGCGUCUUCGCUAUCGUUGUCCUCCUUGACCACCCUCUCGACCCCGCCUAGCCCGACGGAAGACACGCUGCCGAUGUACCAGCCGUCGUCAUUGUUCGAUUCGGACAAGAUGGACGAUAAGCUCGACAAGCCGGUACCACAGAGCUUCAAGACGGUCGCCGCCGCGUUCGGUCUCUCGAGCCCACCACCACCGCAAGAAAUCCUCGUCGACAUCGACCUCAGCUCCUCCGUCACCAUCGACGACUUCCGCAGCCAGUACCCCGCUGGUCAACACUGCUUCCUCGCGCCAUCGCUAUCGCGCGGCUCGUCAUCACAAAGGUUGCCCUCGCGGGCGCACUCCCCCGACCUCAUACCUACAAAACCCUACCACCAGCUAUCGUCGCUCUCCGGCACCCGCCCACCCUCACGACUCGCGCAAUCGACGUCCGCGCCGGGGGCGUUCAGCAACCUUUCGUCAUGACCCCGCCUCUCAGUCGGAUAACUUAUCCUUGCUAUUCGUCUUCACGAACUCUCCGCGCACGAACAUUCAUCUGUUUAUAACGUCCGCUACCAGCACAGCACUGACUACCCAAUCCACACUAUUCGUUUCACGCUGUCCUUCACGUUGAACUAUGACUUUCUCAUAUUAUACGCAGCCCCCCUCCCCCCCGCGAGCUCUCCUUCUAUCUAUCCCUUUCGUACAACUAGACGAGCGCUCAGCUGCCAUUUUCCGUGUGUGUGUCUACGCUGAUAUCGUUUGGGACUUGCAUAGCCGACGCCAUCACCGCCACUACCCUCGCGUUUUACCC
Molecule: messenger RNA, 2152 nt
Organism: Punctularia strigosozonata HHB-11173 SS5
Lineage: Eukaryota; Fungi; Basidiomycota; Agaricomycetes; Corticiales; Punctulariaceae
Exons: 3
Coding region: 100-1824 (574 amino acids)
Biological process (GO): pyrimidine nucleotide-sugar transmembrane transport
Cellular component (GO): Golgi membrane
Molecular function (GO): UDP-galactose transmembrane transporter activity
Source: RefSeq, a predicted model, not a curated record